ACCGAAAACAUAAACAUUGUACAUUACGUUUCAUUUAUAGGACGCGAGCUUAAGGGAAACAUACAUUUUGUUCAAAUUGUGUACUUUUGACCAAAUAASUAAAGAAAAUGACUGAAUCUCAAGACGUAUCAACACCCAGUGAUUGUACAACCUUUUUAGAAUUUGCCGAUGUCUUGAAUAUUCCUUUAAAUCAAGGAUAUCUGAAUCGCAUAAGCGAGCAGAUCAAAAACGAAACUCAGUUUGGUCUCAACGCUCUGGACGUAGGAGUUAAAGAUUGUAAAACCCAUGAAAAAUUCAACGAAAGAAGAAUACAGAAUGCUCUUUGGCGAGCUUGGUGGCGACAGAGAUCUACUCGCUUUAAUUCUAGACAAAAAAUACAUCCUCGUGAACUUGMAGAACAACAACUCGAAUCAGUCGGUGAAGAGAUAAACCUUCUUUGGGGCAGCGUUAUAGGUGAUAUUCCUACCGAAUACUCCAUUCCAGAUGAUCUUGAAGCUCAUGAACUCCCAGUCAUCGGCACAUACGUAGAUCCCUAUAUCAUUCCUGGAUUUUCGUACAGAGUUCGUUUCUGUGGGACCAAACAACAGAAGGAUUACUUGUUUGAUGGGAAAGCUUUGAGACUAGACCGCAUUGGUGCUGGUUACGGCAAGAGGCUUACUUUUGAAGAUCAAGAUAUUCUGGACAGUGAGAAUUUCUUCUGGUCUGAUAGUAACCCCGAAGGAGGAUUUGCUUUCUCGAUAAACGUCCUCAGCGAGGGUCAAAGAUUCAAGGUAUUUGACCGCCUCAACCAAGAAGUCGGAGAGGUCAUAGUUAUYGAGGGAGAUUCACGAUCCAAAGCUUUGACUUCGAGAAUUGACCACACAGGAAUCAACCUUGAAGUGCGUGUGAAUCUUAGAGGCAAUAUGGCCUUUCUGUCAUCAGAUGGUGUUCCCGAGGCUCUCCGUGGUAAAAACAGUGAAAUAUUUGUAACAGGAAAAGCGAACAUGAUCAAAGCACCUCAAAGCAAGAGUGCUGUGAUGGAUGAAAUCACUGAAGUUACAAUCUCAGGAGUGGGGGCUUGUAUACUACGUCAGGCAUGAUUUAAUAGUACUAAAAAUAAAUAUAUAAUAAAUAUCUAUACAUCAGGCAUCGCCUWGGUGUAUUUUCAAUGUGUGAAGUAAAAUAGUGAUGAUAUGCUUUCUCUCAGCAGUACCAUGGAAUAUCCCACUAGUCACCUGUAUUUUCUUGUAGUGGCUUGUCUGAUACCUUCUUCGUUAUGCCUUGUGGAAUAUUUCAUGGUAUAACCAAUCAAAACCAGUGUAUAGCUAGUAUGAUUGAAAUGUAUUUAUACAUAUUAUAUUAUAUAUGCUAUACAUUUUUUAUUUUGUGAAUAUUUAAAUAUUAUCUCAUAAAUCGUUGUAAUUUUAUUUGCAUCAUUUUCCAAAAAUGAAGCCUUUAUCCUGACUACAGUGCAUUUCACAUUACUUUACCGCGGCGGGUUGGGAAGUUUGUUCGCAAGUUCCCAAGUCGGCAACGAACUUUGGAACUUCAAGUGAACAAAGUUCAGUGAACCGUGAACUGUUUACAUCUAUAUUUCAAAAGUUAGCUGAAAUUGUAUCUUAAAAAACCUCAAAUGUUCCAAAACUCAUAUCAAAACAGGUUAACAAGAUAAAUACCUUGUAUUGUGAUAAAAUCCAACUUGGAAAUUAAGUUUGAAAAGCAUUUCCGACAAGUUUCUGAAUUCAAGAUGUUAUGAAUUUCAAAGAGUACGCUGGAAUUUCAUUUUGAAGUUCCAAAGUUCCUUGCCAACUUGGGAACAUCCGAACGAACUUCCCAACCCGCCACGGUAAAGUAAUGUGAAAUGCACUGUAAAUAUAAUCUUGAGUUGUAAUUACAAAAUGUACAAAUAUGGAAGAUAUUAAAAGAUCAUUUUAACAACUGA
Messenger RNA from Actinia tenebrosa (Australian red waratah sea anemone), 1921 nucleotides. RefSeq lists its product as uncharacterized. The record is from RefSeq and is a predicted model, not a curated record. NCBI's taxonomy places the organism in Eukaryota, Metazoa, Cnidaria, Anthozoa, Actiniaria, Actiniidae.